AUGCUUUCCACGGGUACCAUUCCCCAAAGUCUCAGCUCCAUACACAACACCUUCGCAAACAUAGUACCAGACCGCUCCCUCGGCAUUCCCAUAUCUCUCUUUGCCGGCUUGGCAACUACUUCAUUGAUUUUCUUGACACUUCGCGAUACUUGUGCACCUGCACAUGUCACCAGAAUUGCUCCGUCAGAAUCAAAAUCUGACGCAAAGACGAAUUCUCAUAUAAUUCCCAGUCCUUUAAAGACCCAAAUUCCUACGUUGUCCCACGAAGAAAUAUCCACAUUACCUUACCCGCCGGACAUAUUUCCCGGCGCCCGUGACGUACCCAGUCCCUAUGGCAGCACACGAGCGUAUGAAUUUGGUCCGGUGACCGGCCCCAAAGUUCUCCUCAUCCAUGGGAUAUCCACUCCGUGUAUUGCUCUCCACUCCCUCGCUACUACUCUCGCUACCACGCACGGAUGCAGAGUUCUCCUUUUCGAUCUUUUUGGAAGAGGAUAUUCGGAUGGUGUAAGUGAUUUGCCGCAUGAUGAGAGACUUCACACGACGCAGAUUUUGCUUGUGCUCACUUCUUCUUCGCUAUCUUGGGUUGGGGAUGGGUUUCACAUUCUUGGCUUCUCCCUGGGUGGCGGCAUUGUGGUGGAUUUCGCAGUAGCAUUUCCAAAGAUGGUGAAGGAUGUAAUUUUGUUGGCGCCAGCGGGUCUGAUCAGAGAGGAACAUUUUGGUUGGAAAGGAAAGACGAUGAGGAAGUGGUGGUUUCCUGAUGGACUAUGGGGGUGGAUUCUUAGGAGAAGAGUGAGAGGGGCAUAUGAUACCGUGCCAAAUUCUUCAUCUUCUCCUCCUACUUCUCUCCAAAUCUCUGAUCCGCAAUUUGAUAAUGAACAAUAUGAGAGCCAAGGACAAGUAGACUCGGAACUCACAGCCGCGGUUCCCGCUUCUUCUGCUGCAACGAACUCAGAUACUAGAUUACCAUUUGAUGAUACACCUAUAUCAUCUCUGCUACCGCAUAUAACCGUAGGACAAGUGAUGCGAUGGCAAACACAGCAGCAUCAGGGAUAUGCAAAUGCAUUUGCGAGUUCAAUCAUGCAUGCUUCGAUAUCCGGACGCAAGGAAACUUACAAGAAACUGUGGGGCUCAAGGAACAGAAUCGAAGGCCAGGAGAAGAGUGAACGCAACGAGAGAGAUAAAAUUCUGGUCAUAGUAGGAGAACAUGAUGAUGUUAUUGUGGCAGAAGAGUUAGAAGAAGACUUAAAGGUGGUGGUGGGAGAAAGGUUCGGAACGAGAGACGAUGGGGGUGAUAUCUUUGAUGAGAAAAUUGCCUGGAAAGUUAUCGAGAGCGCGGGUCAUGAAUUCCCAAUCACGAGGGGAGAGGAGGUCGCAAGCUUGAUUGGGGAAUUCCUAGGUACAUGA
Botrytis fragariae is the source of this 1404-nucleotide messenger RNA. Its product is annotated as putative rab proteins geranylgeranyltransferase component a protein. Bases 1 to 1404 code for a protein of 467 amino acids. NCBI's taxonomy places the organism in Eukaryota, Fungi, Ascomycota, Leotiomycetes, Helotiales, Sclerotiniaceae. The transcript has 2 exons. Gene Ontology annotation, cellular component: endoplasmic reticulum. The record is from RefSeq and is a predicted model, not a curated record. Gene Ontology annotation, biological process: regulation of lipid storage.